Messenger RNA from Papaver somniferum (opium poppy), 1641 nucleotides. RefSeq names its product BTB/POZ and TAZ domain-containing protein 3. Gene Ontology annotation, molecular function: protein binding. The transcript has 6 exons. The coding region runs from base 293 to 1471 and encodes 392 amino acids. Lineage: Eukaryota; Viridiplantae; Streptophyta; Magnoliopsida; Ranunculales; Papaveraceae. The record is from RefSeq and is a predicted model, not a curated record.
GAAGUUGAGAGAUAUCUAUUAAUUUCCAUGCAAAAUCUAACCCAUUAAUACUUUUUUGGUAAUCAGGAUCCGAAAAUUAACUCUGGGUCUGAUCGAAAUUUCUGCUUUAGACAAGAUUUGAGUGAGAAAAUAGGUUUAUACUCAUUACUCUGUUUCUUUUGAAGAAUCAUCAAAAGAAAAGAGUAUUAAUUUCUUGUUAUUUUGGAGUAAUCAGACGACUUCAGUCACUCCGUUGAAGUUUCAGGCAAAAACUUUACUGUAAUCUGAUACGUAUAGGCUAUAGUGAACGUUGAUGGCACAGGUGGAAGUUGGUUCUUCUUCGGAAUCCUCGACAGGUGAAUGCUUUGACAGUAGUUUUAACAUUGAGUUUGGAGAAAGAAAUACACCUGAUGUUGUCACAGCAGUUGAAUUCCCAACCUCUCCGGUCGAUCACAAUGAUAACAUCCCCAAGCCACCUCCUCCUCCUAGGUCUAACUGUUCUAAACCCACAACCCUCUGGAAUUCAAUUUAUGUUCCAAAAGAAACAAAAGAUACGUGGGACAAAAUUUUCAAUGAAGGAUAUGGGGCUGAUGUUCAUGUACUCACGGACGAGCAAGUUGUUAUUCCAGCUCAUUCUAGCGUUCUCGGGACUACAUCUGUAGUGCUGAGGAAACUUUUGAGGGAGGCAAAAGUUAAAGAUGGCAUUGGAUGUAUCAAAAUUUCUGGAGUACCAUCUGAAGCUGUACAUACAUUUAUCCGCUUCCUCUACUCUGCCUGUUAUGAGGAAGACGAGAUAAGGAAAUUUGUCCUCCACUUGCUGGUCCUAUCUCACUCCUAUUCUGUGCCACCUCUAAAAAGAGUUUGUGCACAUUUACUAGAGCGAUCAAUGUUGACGGCAGAGAAUGUAAUUGAUGUGCUUCAGUUAGCGACACGGUGCGAUGCACCGCGCCUUUCUCUGAUGUGUGUUCGGAUGGUUGUGAAAGAUUUUAAGACAAUUUCUGCAACCGAAGGAUGGAAAGUGAUGAAAAGUGUUGAUACUGCGCUUGAGCAAGAAUUGCUGGAGGCAGUUGUGGAAGCAGAAUCUAAAAAGGAGGAGAAGAUAAAGAAAUGUGAAGAGAAGAAAAUGUACUCUCAGCUAAACGAGACAAUGGGAGCACUAUUGCAUAUAUGCAGAGACGGGUGUAGGACAAUAGGUCCUCGUGAUAAGAUGCUGAAAGGAACCCAAGUUUCUUGUGGAUUUCCUGCUUGCAAAGGACUUGAGGCCCUCGUUCGUCACUUCUCAAUUUGCAAGAUCCGUGUCCCUGGUGGAUGUGCUCACUGCAAACGCAUGUGGCAGCUUCUUGAGUUGCAUUCCCGCAUUUGCAAGGAACCUGAUGCCUGCAAGGUUCCCCUCUGUAGGCACUUUAAGGUUAAAAUACAAAACCAGACCAAGAAAGAUGAGGCAAAGUGGAAUCUAUUGGUGAGCAAGGUGAUAGCUGCGAAAGGCAGGUAACAGAAUCAGGAAUAUAUACAUACUGUAACUAGCUUGUUACAUAUAUCCAUCCAGAGGGCAAAUGACGAAUUUUAAUGUCAUCCGUACCCUUAUAAUUUGACGUCGUUGUAAGUUUACAAUUGAAAUUAAAAAUGAAUUGCUGCUUAAUAUGAAGCCAAUAGCUAUUUUAC